AUGGGAAGACCGGGAAAGGGACACUAUUGGACGAUCGAUCCAACUGCCGAGUACAUGUUUCAGGAUGGUGCUAGCAGGCGAAGACCCAGGGGAUUUCGUCGCAAGUGUGCUAGUGCGGUAGCAGCUGCGGUGGCGGCAAAUAUUUCAUCGCCCAACGGCUAUGUUCACCUGCCGUAUGCCAAUUCAUCCUACAAAUUCCAACAAAAUCCUUUCCCUGGCCUCAAUCUGGGAACAUUCGGUGGUGAUCCUCAAUUCACCAAAGAGAUGCAACAAUUUCUCAUGCCAUCGACUACCCGAGCCCUCAGUCCUGGAUGUGGUAUGACUGCCGGUGAUCCGACUACACAAGUCAUAUCGAGUCCAUUACCACCUAUGGCUUCCAGUUUAAACAUGACCACGACUUCCGUCGCUCUGAACAAUUCCCGUGUUCCGCUACCAUCUACCCAAUUAAUGGAUCAGCAUGAGGAUCUUGGUCCAUCCUCUUCUUCCUCGGUAGACAGUCUGUUCAGUGUACAAACCAAUACGAAUGGGAUUUCACAUUCACUCAUUCCGAGUGGGAUGCUUUCAAUUGGUACAAAUUUUCCUCCCUCUUCCAGCGAAUCAAUAUUUAAAUCCAAUACUCCAAUUGCUAUGGUUACCAGUCUACCGGCUCCAUUGAUCACAAUGUCCCAACUGCUUCCACGGUCCCGAUCACCAUACUAUCAGGAAAGCAGUACACCCACCCCGGGUUCGAAUCACACGACAAGUGAACUGACAGAGGUCUAUCUUCAUCCUUCUGGUUCAGACAAUUUAGACACGAAUACCAGUAUGCCCUAUCAUCACCCACUGCCGUCUAUUUAUCAGGCAAUCACUUUCGGCUCGACUGCAAUCGCGCCCAGUUUGGGAACAAAUACGAUCUCAGCGACGUACGGGCAACACCAUUUACAACAGUCCAACCAGACAACGAGCAGCCAAGGGUUGACAACAAACACAAAUACCACGAGUGCAACAAAUUGUAUCAACCCGGACCUGUUGUAUCCGUACGACUUGCGCACCAGUUUCACUCAUUGCCCCGCAUCAGAUCGUACGCAAGAGAUCGAGACGGAACUACCACGAAGUUCCUCUCGCGAUUCCUCUCGAAAAGUCGGAUUGAAUUGCACCAGUAUUUUAGAUGCAAUGGGUUCGUUAUCACAUACGGGCUCGAAUCUGACUAACGUAUUACCCCAGCUCGAUUUGAACAAUGCUGGCAGUAUCCUGGAUUCCGAAUGGAAUACCUAUUCCGGAUGGCAGUAUCAAACAGACUCUAGGCAGAGUCGAUUUGCCCCAUCAACGGAAGAGAUCCCGACAACCGUGGCAGAGGUUCCCGGUCGAGAUAUUCUCAUUCAUGGAUCCGACAGUGGACUGGGUAUGAUGGGGAAUACGGAACCGUCUUGGGCUAUGUCUAAAACCGUUUCCGUUGCACCCAGAUACGACGAUCAUUUGAGUCAGAGUGUAACUCCCACAUCCCUGUCCCCCGGUGUCCUACCACAAACGUCCCCAUCCGGUACGGGAACAACUCAUACGACGACCCGCUCCGGCCAGCUCAAUCAACGAACAAAAGAUUCUCUCCUAUCCGGUGCAAUUUCCAGCGAUGGAGCCAUUGAACGGGCUCGUUCGAUGUUGACCAGUUUGAAUCAUCAGUUACAAUUACAAAUGUCCAGUUCCAAUUUCCCAUCAGGUGCGGGUAAAUCUGAAGCUCAUUCCGAGGAGGAGUUGAUUACAAACACCACCACGAACAACAACACUCCAUACGGUCAAGAUUUACUCACAAUGCAAGGUCAUCCUUCGUACAUUCACCCAAAUGAUGUUCGAGCGCCCUUACAAACGGAAAACAAUGGCCCGUCGCCUCCUGUCAAUUACAUGUGA
This is a messenger RNA of Echinostoma caproni, 1881 nucleotides long. The record is from the annotation of a GenBank genome assembly. NCBI's taxonomy places the organism in Eukaryota, Metazoa, Platyhelminthes, Trematoda, Plagiorchiida, Echinostomatidae.